This is a messenger RNA of Pungitius pungitius (ninespine stickleback), 3167 nucleotides long. It is a transcript of the gene spns3, whose product is annotated as SPNS lysolipid transporter 3, sphingosine-1-phosphate (putative). Lineage: Eukaryota; Metazoa; Chordata; Actinopteri; Perciformes; Gasterosteidae. The transcript has 13 exons. The coding region runs from base 141 to 1676 and encodes 511 amino acids. Gene Ontology annotation, cellular component: membrane. The record is from RefSeq and is a predicted model, not a curated record. Gene Ontology annotation, molecular function: transmembrane transporter activity. Gene Ontology annotation, biological process: transmembrane transport.
UGAGGCAUGUUAGAGUUGAGAACUCUGUUACCGUCUUCAAGCCUCAGAGGCAAACCGUCCUCUGACAAGUGCAAAGAUGGAAUGAACUGAGAAAAUAACAAGAUAAUAUCGACAAAUAGGUGAACAAAGCGCUGCUCAGUAUGGAGCCAAAAGACGAGCAGAUACCUCGAUGGAGAGUGGGGUCCGGCUCCAGUCUACGCUACGGCGCUUUUGUGAACAGCAUGUCAUCGCUCACACCAAGGGCAGAGGAAAAGGAGAAAGUGACCAUAUCACCUAGACGUGCCUACCUAGCUGUGGCCGUGCUUUGCUACAUCAACUUGCUGAACUACGCAGAACGGUACACCAUUGCAGGUGUCCUUCCCAACAUUCAGGAAUUCUUUGAAAUAAGUGACAGUACGGCUGCACUUAUACAAACAGUCUUCAUCAGCAGUUUUCUACUUUUGGCGCCUCUCUUUGGUUACCUUGGAGACCGUUACAACCGGAAAUACAUCAUGAUUGGUGGUUUGAGUGUUUGGCUUGUGACUGCAGCCGGCAGCUCAUUGGUCACAAAGUCGUACUUCUGGCUUCUGAUGCUGUUACGAGCCAUGGUCGGGAUAGGAGAGGCCAGCUACUCCACCAUUGCUCCCACCAUCAUCGGUGACCUCUUUGUUGGGACCAAACGUAGCGCCAUGAUCUUGGUCUUUUAUCUCUUUAUCCCCGUAGGAAGUGGUCUUGGAUACAUAACAGGGGCAGGGGUUGCUGCUCUAACAGGAGACUGGCACUGGUCUCUCAGGAUCACCCCCAUCUUGGGUGUAGUGGGACUUGUCUUGCUGGUGUUCUUAUGCCCUAACCCACCCAGAGGUGCUGCAGAAACCCAAGGAGAGGGAGUUAAUGUGGCGAGCUCUUACCAGGAGGACGUCAAGUAUCUUCUGAAAAAUAAGAGUUAUGUGUGGUCAUCGUUAGGGGUGACGGCUACGGCCUUCCUCACCGGAGCCCUGGGUUUCUGGACGCCAACUUUUCUAUCCAGAGCUCGGUUCAAUCAGGGACUCAUAUCAGAGUGCGUCAAAGAGCCAUGUGACUCCACGGACAGUUACAUCUUCGGCGCUGUGACGGUGGUGACGGGCAUUCUGGGAGCUUGUCUUGGCAGUGUUUUAUCUCGAUGGUUUGGUGUAAAGGUGGCAAAUGUGGACCCUCUGAUCUGCGCCGUAGGGCUGCUGGGAUCGGCACCGUGCCUCUUUGUUGCCAUCUUCGUGGCAUCUGCAAGUAUUACCACAACUUAUGUAUUCAUUUUCAUUGGUGAACUUUUGAUAUCACUGAACUGGGCUGUCAUGGCCGACAUACUGCUGUAUGUUGUCGUACCAACCAGAAGAUCCACUGCUGAGGCUCUUCAGAUUUCAGUCUGUCAUCUCCUGGGUGAUGCUGGCAGUCCUUACUUAGUAGGAGUGAUCUCUGAUGCUAUACGCAGAUCGAAACCUGAGAAUCAGGGUUGGAGCUUCCACAGUCUGAAGUACAGCCUCCUAGUCUGCCCAUUUGUUGGGAUCCUGGGUGGAGUGUUUUUCCUCUUGACUUCUGUUUACAUUACAGAAGACAGGAGGGUAGCUGCACUAUCGAUUGAAGGAACACCACAGCAGGGUGCUACAUCCGAGCCACCGAUAGAACUGAGCAACGGGGACAAAACUGUAAUCAUUGAAAGUUAAGACAACAACUUUUGGACAAGAUCCCUUAUUAUUAUUUUACAACCCACACUGAUGACGGGUGCAAGAGGAGAUGCUUUUUUUAAUGCUGUCUGUUUACCCAUGGUUCAAUUGUAUCUCCUUCUGAUGCAAUCAAGUCACAACAAGGGCUUUAAAAUAGACUAAAUACAGCACUCUCGUUUUUGGAAUGAGUUCAUACCUGCAUGCCUGAAAACGAGUAUCACGUGAUUAUUAUCCUACACAGAAUAUACUCUAACGGACAAAUUUCAUGGGGAAAAAUAUGAGUUAUGGGGCUGCAGGUCUAGAUAUUUUUCUCAUUCACACACAUCUAAUUUACUUUAAAAUGAACACAUACCAAUCAAAGUUUCAAAGUUUUCUGGUCAAUACAUUUCUUUAUUUAAAAUGUAUUUGUAAAUUUCAGAAUAGUUGUGCAGAACAAUAAAAGCAUUUUUAAUAUUUAUAAUAAUUUAAGCAUUAUCAUAAGCAUUGUCUACGCCUUGGCGUUACUCGAUAAUAAAGUGAAACAAUAGGGUGAAUAAUACAAACGUAAUAGUGUGAAGGUAGCCUUUGCGCUUCAAUUUUGUUGAACAAAAACUUCACCCGAUAGGAAACAUGGAAUCAGUUAUGCUUUUACUGCUGUCGGCCUCAUAAACAUUUUUGCAAUAUUGCAAGGAAUUCGACGGCCCUGUUAUGUUUUGUGCUUAUCUUAAAAGGUAUAUGCUUAUUAUGUGUCAGUGGAAUGGUUGUUUUUCAUUUUUUUAAUACAUUUGCAUGUGAAACUGUUAAGUGCAGUUCCCUCCUUCCAACUUGGGAGAACUCUCUGCCUUUCGUCUUUCUGUCCAUCUCUCUCUUUCCAUCUUUCCAUCUGUCCAUCUGUCCUCCCUCCCUCUCUGUCUGCUGAGUCCCUCAGCCCCUUUAAAUCCAGAUUAAAGACUUUUCUGUUUCCUGCUGCCUAUAAUUGACCGUUUCUGCAAUUCAGAAUUCUUAAAGACAUUGUUAAAUUACACUUAAUGUAUUUUUUUUCCUCUUAAUGACUGUUUUUCUUUUAUGUUUCAUUCAAUGUUUAUGUGAAGCACUGAAUUGCCUUGUUGUUGAAAUGUGCUACACAAAUAAAAUUGCCUUGCCUUGCCUUCCUCCGUCAUUUCCACUCUUGUCCCUCAACAAUCAAAAUUCACCGGUAAGAUGUAUGUUCAUGGAGGGAUGUGUUCACUUUGCUUCAAAAAGUUUUUUGCAGAAGACCUUUUUACUGAAUACAUCUACUUCCACCCCGGACUCCUCCAAAAGACACAGUCAAUAAGCUCCAUCCUUAUCCUUAAAAGGAACAUGGGAUAAGAUAAUUCUUCAUUAGUCAAAUGGAUGGAAAUUUUGCAGGAUUGCAGCACAGGAGACAGCAGUAGAAAAUAUAAAUAAAGUAAAAAUAAGACAAAGAAGUACUCAAAUAAAUAAUCAAACAGUAAAGGCAUGAUAAAUAAGUCAAUCAAAGUAAAAGUUAAA